Messenger RNA from Danio aesculapii, 8437 nucleotides. RefSeq names its product solute carrier family 9 member A6a (gene slc9a6a). NCBI's taxonomy places the organism in Eukaryota, Metazoa, Chordata, Actinopteri, Cypriniformes, Danionidae. The record is from RefSeq and is a predicted model, not a curated record. Gene Ontology annotation, molecular function: sodium:proton antiporter activity. Bases 152 to 2245 code for a protein of 697 amino acids. Gene Ontology annotation, cellular component: membrane; recycling endosome. Gene Ontology annotation, biological process: regulation of pH; sodium ion transport; proton transmembrane transport. The transcript is spliced from 16 exons.
CACGUGACGUCACGUGUAGUGGGCGGGGCGUCGUCGAAUCAGGAACAAUCUCCAGAAGCCUGGUAUCGGCUAAAGCCCCAGCCGAUGUACAGUCAUCCUAAACAUCGCGCGUUCACCUUCUCACACCUUUAGACCCAAAAGAAAUGCCAACAUGGGUUCUCCAAGUGAAAUGAAGGCCGCCGCGGUGCGUGUCUGGAGAAGACUGCCCGUGCAUGUGUUUGUUUUGGCUAGUUCCCUCUGCCUGUGUCAGUGCGGAGCUGAAGAAGACAGCGCGAUGGAGAAUAUCGUGACAGAGAAGAAAGCUGAAGAAAGCCACAGACAGGACAGCGCUGACCUCCUCAUCUUCAUCAUGCUCCUCACCCUCACCAUCCUCACCAUAUGGCUGUUCAAGCACCGCCGCUUCAGGUUUCUGCACGAGACUGGACUGGCGAUGAUAUACGGGCUGCUUGUGGGUGUCGUCCUGCGUUAUGCUAUUCAUGUGCCCAGCGACAUAAACAAUGUUACGCUGAGCUGUAGUGUCAACGCCAGUCCAGCCACACUUCUGGUCAAUGUCAGCGGUAAGUUCUAUGAAUACACCCUGAAAGGAGAGAUUGGUGCCAAUAAUGUCAAUGACAUCCAGGACAACGAGAUGCUCCGCAAGGUGACCUUUGACCCUGAGGUCUUUUUCAAUAUUCUCUUGCCUCCCAUCAUUUUUCAUGCUGGCUACAGUUUGAAACGAAGACAUUUUUUCAGAAAUCUGGGCUCUAUUCUUGCCUAUGCGUUUGUGGGAACUGUUGUGUCGUGUUUCAUCAUUGGGGCGUUAAUGUAUGGCUGUGUGAUGCUGAUGAAGAAAAUUGGUCAUCUGGGCGGUGACUUCUUCUUCACUGAUUGCCUUUUUUUUGGUGCGAUCGUCUCAGCCACUGAUCCAGUGACAGUUCUGGCCAUCUUCAAUGAGCUGCAUGUGGAUGCUGACCUGUAUGCUCUGCUGUUUGGAGAAAGUGUUCUGAAUGAUGCUGUCGCUGUCGUACUGUCCUCGUCAAUUGUAGCAUAUCAGCCUACAGGAGACAACAGUCACACAUUUGAAGCAAUGGCUAUGCUCAAGUCCUUUGGCAUCUUUCUAGGGGUCUUCAGUGGUUCUUUUGCUCUUGGAGUGGCAACUGGAAUCGUGACUGCACUCGUUACUAAGUUCACUAAGCUUAGGGACUUUCCAUUGCUGGAGACGGCGCUUUUCUUUCUCAUGUCCUGGAGCACGUUUCUGCUGGCAGAGGCUUGUGGAUUUACAGGUGUGGUGGCCGUUCUGUUCUGUGGAAUGACACAGGCCCAUUACACCUUUAACAAUCUCUCUCCUGAAUCCCAGGACAGGACGAAACAAUUAUUCGAGCUACUGAAUUUCCUGGCUGAGAACUUCAUAUUUUCCUACAUGGGCUUGACAUUGUUUACCUUCCAGAACCACGUCUUCAACCCGAUCUUCAUAGUGUGCGCAUUUCUGGCCGUGUUUCUGGGCAGAGCGGCGAACAUCUAUCCACUCUCUUUCCUGCUGAAUUUGGGCCGUCGAAACAAGAUCACCUCCAACUUCCAGCACAUGAUGAUGUUUGCAGGUCUUCGUGGUGCCAUGACUUUUGCCCUGUCCAUCAGGGACACGGCUACAUAUGCACGGCAGAUGAUGUUCUCCACCACGCUGCUGGUGGUCUUCUUCACGGUUUGGAUCUGUGGAGGAGGCACAACUCAGAUGCUGUCCUGCCAGAAAAUCCGUGUUGGAGUGGACACAGACCAGGAGAACUCUAUCGGCCCUGAUGGAGUGGAAAGGAGGAGCACUAAACAGGAAAGCGCCUGGCUAUUCAGGAUCUGGUACAACUUUGAUCACAAUUAUCUAAAGCCCAUUCUGACCCACAGCGGACCACCGCUCACUGCCACACUGCCUGCCUGCUGUAGUCCUCUGGCUCGCUGCCUGACCAGCCCACAGGCCUAUGAGAAUGAAGGCGAGCUGAAAAAUGCAGACUCUGACCUGAUCCUGAACGACGGUGACAUCACUCUUACCUACGGUGACAUCACUGUGAGCACAGAUGGCACGGGUGCCCACUCGAGUGGCGUUCUCAUGGGAGGAGCGGCGGUGAACUCAGACGAGGCUCUGGAUCAAGAGCUGGCGUUCGGCGACCACGAGCUGGUGAUCCGAGGAACCCGACUGGUCCUCCCAAUGGACGAUUCAGAGCCUCCACUACCUCUGGACUCCCACCGCCAACGGCACAGGAACGAAUUCAUGAGCUGAACGGGUGACAAAAAAACGAGUCUCUUCUCUCUAUCAUCUCUCAUGCGGAGCAAUCUCUCCUGUCUCUGAAGUGGCUGGUUUGAUGUCUCUACCUCAUUCCUCACUCUUUUCUUUUACACUGAAUUCUCAAUUAUUUAUUCACCUCUCUUCUACAGAUUUGUUUUGUUUCUCAUUCUUUUCGGCUAACCAGACCACUUAGCAUCUGACGGAUGGGAAGCAUGCUCUGGUUUCUCAUGAUGACAGAACAAGCAUACUUCUAGUGUCUUUAGCAAGGCAGGAAAUUGUCAUGCAUGCACACUUGUGUCCUCUCUUGACGUGCUUGUUUGGGAGAUCUGUGACACAUUCCUGUGAGUCAGAUGCUUUUUACUGCCUUCUCUGUUUGUGAGUCUGACAGAGGUGUGAUGAACGGUGGCUCUGCGUUACAAUUAAGUGCCUGUCGAAUGUAGUUUCCCACUCUUAGAGCAGAAUGACACUAUUUGCCGUCCACUAGAGGGAGGCCUUGUAUUUUCAUAGUUUGUAUUAAUGGUGAGGGCGGAUGCCAGAGAUGUGGUUGGAGAUUAUAUUGUGACCUUUGACUGUGAAUCAAUGAAGGUUUUUAGGCCUUUUUUGUCAUCGUUUCACCCAGUCAGAAGAUAGAGAGCCAUUCAUAUAGUGCAAUUUCUGUUUGUUGCUGUUGUUGGAGCAUUUUUCUAAAAGAAAACUAAUGGCGUAUAGCUUUAAGAUAUUAUUAUCAUUAUUUUCCAUGUAGGAUGUUUCAGAUUGUCAUGUUUAACUACGAAUGUCUUGGAUUUUACAUUACACGUUGGUAUUAAAAGAUUCGCCAAUAAAAACAGCCCAUACUUUUUUGUAGUAGGGCAAUCUAUUGAUAUGCAUUCAGAAUCUGAAGGAAAAAAAAAAAGAGAAAAUGCUAAUGAGACGUGCGCCUUUUUAUUUUUAAUAUUUGCAUGAUGUGUUUUGCGGAGAACAGCACAGCCCUCCAUGUUUUCUCCUAAAACGUUUUCUAACAAAUUGAAAACACUUCAUAUAUAUGUAGAUCAGUGUGGAGUGUCGCACCGGCACUCUUGUGACUUUUACGUUGGUUGUAAUAAUGCUUAUUGUAUACCUGUUCAGAUUAAUUUUAAAAGGGCUGAAUGAUUGAAAGAUAUUUUAUGUUCACAUCUAUAAAAUAAAACAUUGAAUAAGGCAUCAGGUUUUGUCUUAUUGUUUUAGGCUUGAUAACGUGACCUUAUUGCAGGCCUCUGGAAAUUAGGUUGGAUUUGUAUGAUGCUGUGAAUUGACCAGUGACGUCUUAACAUUUAGACCUGCAUCCCAGUUUGCAUAUUUUGGAUUCAUAAGUAUAUAUGAGCAUUAAUGUAUUUUAUAAUACUUUGGACUUUGUAUACUUGCACAAUUUGUAAGAUGGCAAUUAUUUAACAGAUGAAUCAGAUAUUUAAGAUAAUAAAAUAAUAAAUGAAAUUAUUCCAAAUUCCAAUAUGCUGUUUGAAAGUUUACAUUCUCUUGGUUGCCUCAUCGAUCGACUGUGAUGGGUAUGUACUUAAAUAUGUGACAAUUCUACAGUUACAAAUUAGUGUAUGUUUUAGAGAUUCUGCAGGGGGUGUGUAAAGUUCUGGUAAUUAAUAAAUAGCAGAAGCAAAAUCUAUUCAUGUACAAUUUCAUGAAGUAAUAUCACUAUACACCUACUUUAUCAGUGAAGAUUUUACUUCAUCAGUGCACUGUAGGAGCUUCUGUCAGUAUGCACUAGUGUUUGAGCGCUGUAAGUAAGGCCACAGUCACACUGAAGCUAAUUUUGGUUGUGUUCAACUUUUAGUUUUAAACUUUGGUAUGUUCACACAUAAACACACACAGUUCAGUAAUUUACAGAUGAAUGGGGAAAAACAUGGGUAGUGGCAACCAUGUUUACAGACAUUUUGUGCAUUGCCAUCAGAAGUGAACUGAAUAGCUAUUUGUUAAAGACACCUUCAUAUCAGGGCUGUUUCUUUUGUUUUUGUGUUUGAGUUUUUAGAAAUCCCCCAAAAAACAAAGUAUGUCAUGAUCUUUAGUAUUAUCAGAUCUUGCUUAACAAAACAGCUCAUUCUAAACCUAAAAACAACUGCUAUAUCUUAGAAAAAAUAAGCCUCAUUCCAUGAUAUCACAACCUAUUUUAUAGGCAUAAACUGGACCCCCUAAGAUGCUUAAUAAUAGGUGGACAUGGCAACCCUUGCACUCUGUGAAACAGCCUUUCAUAAAUAAACCACCAGAUAUUUAUAUGUGUCUUUAUCAACUAGUUAAUCAGUUCACUUCUGUUGACAAUGCACAGAAUGGGCUCUGUUUUAACGAUCUAGCCACAGUCUAAAGCGCAUGGUGCAAAAGCAUGAAGGGCAGGUCGGAAUCCACUUUUGCUAUUUGAAGGACGGAAAAAUACGUUUGUGCCCUGGUCUAACAGGGUUUUGCUUAUUCUCUUAAUGGGUUAUGAGUGUGUUUUGAGAAAAACGUGCAUUAAACAAAUCAGAGUUUCCUCUCCCAUUCCCUUUAAGAGUCAGUUGCGUCACGCUGUGGAGCAUUUGCUAUUUACAUGGCGGACUUUGUAAGUGGAGAAACUGAACACGUCACUAGCGAGAAAACAGUUAAACAAACCAUUUGUAGCGUGAGGAUAAAAAAACAAGCCUUCUUCAUCCGGCCCCUUUACUUUUACUCUUUACUUUACUCCUUUACUUUUGUGGAUAAGGAAACGUACGCAAUCCACUGAAGACAUCCAUUAGCCUGCAUGUUUGUUUUUGUUUGUUAAGCGCAAAGAUUUGUUUCAAAACUAUUUCUAAAUUCAGUUCUAAUUUCCAGCAAACGAAUAAAUUAACAAUAAUAACAAAGUGUGGUCAAAAAACCUUAUUGCGCUGGGUGUAUGAUAAGGCCCAAUGUUUGUAAACGUGGUUGCCACUUCCUGUGUUUUUCCCCAUUAAUUUGGUCACUUCUGUAAAUUACUGAAUGCAUACUACAUAUUCUGUGUGUGUGAAAGCAUACCAAAGCCUCUGUUGACACUGGCAUAGUUAAAAACACUGAAUAUUAUUAGGGUUUAAAAAGUAGCUGGAUGCCAAAUCACAAGAUGUCAACUUGAUGGACACAGUAGUGCCAGUCAUGGCAUUUUAUGGAGUGAGCCAUGAUCUGUACACACACAGAAUGAUAAUUCACUUCACCUCAAAAAUUCACUUUGGAAUUGUCCUGUUUGUAUAUGGCCUGUGUGAAUUGGGAUGCAGCUAAUAAUUUUGAGUCACUCUUAAUUUUAAGAUUAAUCCAGUUUGUAUAGCGCCGUGACCCAAGACGAUCAAAAAAAUGAAGAAACACUAGUAAAGGAGCAAGAUCUAUUGUGAAACUCAGUCCGUGUGUACUGUGUAGUUUGUCUUGCUUUUAAUCUGUUAGUGGACUAUGUAGAGAGUGCUGUUGUCUGGAUGAGGGUCAGGGGGCAUCAUUAACUGUGGGGCAGGAAGUGUUGAUAGGACGCCACCCUGCUAACUGCGUCUGUGUGCUGGAAAGUUCCACACAGUUUGGAAGGAGAGGAUGACGACAGGUCAUCGGUGACAUCACAGGCCUUCAAUAUCUCCUGCUGUGCAGGAUCAUGUGACGGGAGGCCACAGUAUUGUAAUACACAGGAACAGUGUGUGUUUGAAUAGACGCCGCAUUGUUAAGCAUUAUUAGCAGAUUUGCACUUUUUUUUUGGCCUUUUUAUUUGCAAUUUAAAGAGACAUACAUGAUAUUUCAAAGUUGCUACAACUUUGUAUGCUUUGUUAAAGCAUCAUCAGAUGAGAAAACAAUCUCCAAUACAGAUCAUGUCACUGUUUUGUCUUUUGAUGAGAAAUUCAGACAUCUUGUUAAAUUCAAAUGAUGUCUAGGAAAAAUGUUCCGUGUCUAUGAGAUCUGUUUGCUGCAGGAGUACCUGAGAAUGGAUCUUGUUCCUUUCAGAACGCACACAUGAACUUAAAGGGAUAGUUCACUCACAAAUGAAAAUAUACUCACUGUUUACUCACCCUCAAGUGCUUUUAAACCUUGGAGUUAUUUUUUUUCUCCUGUUAAACACAAAAUAAGAUGUUUUGAAGAAUGUUGGAAACCUGUAACCAUUAACUUCCAUAGUAGGUUAAACUAAUACUAUGUGGUGUCAGUGGUUGUCAACAUUCUUCCAAAUAUCUUCUUUUGUGUUCAACAGGAAACAAAAAGACACUGAAACAGGUUUCUGAUAAGGGAAGGAUAAAGAAUGACAGGAUUUCAUCUUUGGCUGAACUACAGUAUUCCUUUAUUUAGCAUCUGAUAUAAAUUGACAUGCUCCUAACUACAUUUCAAAAAUGAUGUUCUUCCUCAGUGUAUUUGUCUUGCUUUCAUGUCCACAAAUAUCUGAACAUUCUUAAAUCAAAACGAUGCUAAAUGCCAUGUGAUGUUUAAGGGAUAGUUCACUCAAAAAUAAAAGUUAGCUUGUUAAGUUACUUUACUUCAAGCCAUCCAAUCUGUUGGCAACCAUUAAAAAAUAAUAAAGACGAUUUUUAGCUUAAAUUAUGGAGAGAAUACUGGCACUUUGAGAGUCGUAAAAUGUAAUACUCAUGACUAGGACCAGACAGAAUCUGCAGACAUUUUUUGCUAUUCCUGUAGAGAAUUUUGUUAAAAAUCUGCAGAUUUAUGUGGAAUGAUUUUGGGAGUAUCAUAACUAAAAGCUAAAAAUAAUACAUUUUUAACUUUUAUUUAAUGUUUACAAUGCAAAUCCAAUUAGAUCCACUUAUAUGGUAAACAAAGUCUCUCAUAUAAUAUAUCUACUAAAAGACAGAAAAUAUUACUGUACAAACUGUAUUGUAAAUAUAUCAGAUCAACAUUUUAAUAUAAUUAAUUUCAAAUAUUAGUAAAUAUAAAUUUACACAAGUAAAUACAUAGACAUGAUGGGUUAAAAAUCUGCGGAUUUCUGUGUGCGCAGAUUCCAUGUGGGCCUACUCGUGACCCUUGAUGAUGUAUUGAGGUUUUAUGAAGCAAAACAAUGAAUAUGUUCUGAUUAUUUGCAGCAUUAUAACUUCAUAGCAUUAUAACAAUUUUGUGUUUGCAGUAAAUUUGUGUUUUUUUUUUUAUUGUUUUCUCAAAACUCAAAAGUGGUGGUAGUAAUUGACUUAAAUUUCGAUUGUGACGUGUGUAAAUUGGCAGCAAAUUGUCUUUUUUUUUGUAGAACCGUCUCUUCAAAUGUUUGUUUUUCUUCUCUGGCAAAAAUACAUUUACAUUCGUUUUUCAGAGGAAAAAGAACUAAAUGUUACCAGAGAAUGUUGAUAACCCAGUCUCACAGAAAAUAAAAUGGAAAAGUUUCUAAUUGCUAUCUAAAUCUCUAAAUUGUAUGAAUGUAAAAGAUAUUUAGAAUAAAAACUGGGAAUGUACAAAUGAGAGUUGUCAAAACAGUGAGGAAUUGCCAUGAUAUUGUGUUGCAUUAAUGAAGUUGUUGCAGGUCCAUUUACUUUCAUCACUAAAACAAAGAAAAAAGUUGACUCAACUUAAAACUGUAAGGCAACUUGCUGCAACAGCUUUUUUUGAGUUGACUCUACCUUUUCUUUUAACUGAACUUCUGGAGUUGAGUCAACUCAAAAAAAGUUGUGCAGCACGUUCCAAUACAAUUUUAGAUGAAGUUUUUUUUUUUUUUUUAACGGUAUUUCAUUUCUUUUUCUACCAUGGAAGUCCAUGUGACCCAUAUACAGUUUGCAGGAGGGGAAAGAAAUUCAAACAGGUUUGGUUUGACACAACAUAAGGAUGUAUUUCUCAUCCCUGUAAGAAGAAUGUCUUGAUUUAUGACUAUUUUAGAUAUUUUUAUUGAAACACAAGACAAAAGUCAGAGAGAACAUACUUUUCACAUUUCUGUUAAUUAAUAUUGUUACAGAAAAGAACCCCAUGUAUUCAGGUGUGUUUUAUUUUGAUAAAACAUUUAUUCUUUUUAAACCCGAUGUGCUCCUCCAAACAUACUAAUGAGCGCUUCAUUGUCAGAACGGACAGACCUGUGAGUCCAAAGUAGCAGAAGCAAGUUGAAUGGGCUUUAAAGGUGGUGUAUGUGCUGUUUGUACUGGUACGUAGCUGUGUGUUAGUCACACUAUGUGCUGUUCUACUGUAACGUGUUGCAGGUACUGACCGUUUACAUCAGUGUAAAUAUCCUCAUCUGUUCAUGUGUGUGCAAUGGUCAAUAAACUGAAGCCUGUGCUUUCGAUUACACUA